Penicillium antarcticum is the source of this 684-nucleotide messenger RNA. RefSeq lists its product as uncharacterized. The record is from RefSeq and is a predicted model, not a curated record. The transcript is spliced from 3 exons. The coding region runs from base 1 to 684 and encodes 227 amino acids. NCBI's taxonomy places the organism in Eukaryota, Fungi, Ascomycota, Eurotiomycetes, Eurotiales, Aspergillaceae.
AUGGUGUUUUCGGACUCCGACACCCGGGUCGAGGUUCUAAAAAAUGCCGUGAGCGGACGCCUCAUUCACCAUCCUGAACGCUCCUUUGCCCUCGAAGUCACCCUCGACUUGGUGAAGGGGGCCCAUUUCUUCUGUCACAAACCGCCCAUGCACUUCCACGUUCAAGAAGAAUAUAUCGAAUCUAUUCAAGGCCGUCUGGCGCUGGAAAUUGACGGUCGGGAAGUGGUGCUAACGCCAGGUGAUGGGCCUUACAGCAUCAAGCCGUACAAGGACCAUCGAUCGUACCCUCUUUCACUGGAUCGGCAAGAAUAUGACAAUACAUUGGUCAAGUUCCUGUUAUCGGGUGAGAAGACCGACAGCGUGUUUGAACUGAGUCCGGUUUUCUUUGAAAAUUGGUACCGGUAUCAGGAUGAUGUGGUUGUCAAUGGGGCUAAAAUUGACCUGAUCCAGCUGUUUAGCACAUUUGACGCCUGUGGAACGUACAUCUCCCUCCCGUGGUGGGUUCCUUUUGGGCAGACCGUCUCACGCACUAUGGGCCUCGUCGUGGGACGAUGGGUGGGCGGUUUACUGGGCUAUCAGCCUUUCCAUCGUAGAUGGACCACAGAUUGGGCUUUGGCUUGCCAAAAGAUGGAAACUUCAUUCUUCCAACGGCGAUUUGCCGAUCGCUCGAAAAAGCUGGAUUGA